AUGUCCAAAUGUAAUGGUUCGGGGAAAAAUAUAUUUGCACUCAAAGGUAAUAAAUUUUUGUGUACGAGUAAUGACUUUGGAAACAACAUUAAUUCUUGCCAGGAACUCAACGAUUAUAUAAGGAACGAGGAGAAGCCACUUUUAUUGCUACUAGAUGGUAUUAAUCAAAAUUUCCACGAUGAAAAAGCUUCUUCACGAAAAAGGUUAAUUGAAUCUGAUGAAUAUGAAUCUAUAUUAAGUAAAGGACUAAAAACUAAGCGUAUUCAUAAACAUGAUAUUUUGCCUAUCAAUGAUUUUGAUAAAAAAGAUUAUUUCAAUGUUACUCCUGAUAGACUAUUGGGUUGUUAUGCUAACUUAACGAAAUUAGGUGUAAGAAUAGACGACUAUUUUUUGAUAAUUUCAAAAAUCAACAGUAACAAAAGAUCGCAAGAUAAUUCUGAUAGUGCUCUGAAUGAAAACGGAAAUCCAGAGAGAACGAAUAACAAUCGGCCAAAACUUUAUUGGGCAAAGCAUAUUGCAACUGGAUUUCCCGUCGUAAUCAAGGUAGUUAAGAAGACCAGAAUUAUGUCGUCCUUUCCUGGAAGUUAUUCAAUUUGGAAGAAACUAUGUUUGAAACUAUUAAAUUUACCGUACCAUCCUAACGUGAUGAAGAUUUAUCAAGUUCUUGAAGAUGAAAAUAAUUUCUAUCUUGUAAUGGAAGGUUUGGAAGGUGGAGAGCUUUUUCAAUUUUUAAUUACAGAACAGGCCAUUCCGGAAGAAACAUGUAAAUAUAUUAUUAGACAAAUAUUGGAAAGUGUAAACCAUUUACACUGUUUAAAGAUGCUCCAUCGUGAUGUAAAACCUGAAAACAUCAUGUUCAGAUAUAAAAGAAGAGAAGAAAAACCAUACUCUCCAAUGUCAGCAUCAUCAUUGUCAACUUUUGAAGGUACUGAUGACAAAUUAGGAUUAGAAAGAAAUAAUAGAAAAGAGGAAAGUAUUGCUCACCUUUCACUAAAGUCUUCUAGAGAAUAUUUUGAAGUUGUACUGGUUGAUUUCGACACUUGUGAACUUAUGGACGAUAAACCUCACGUACAAAUGAUAAGAAUGAAGAAGAGAUUAGUAGGAACAUUUGGUUAUCUUGCACCAGAAGUAUUAAAUGGAGGUGAAUAUUCCGCAGCAUCAGAUUUAUGGAGCAUAGGAAUAAUACUGUAUAUAUUGAUGACAGGGAUCCCUCCACUUAGGAUUGAUUUAAUGUGUGAUUACCCUAAAGCUUUGGAGGUAUUGAAAGUAAUAAGCGACCAAGGAGGAUUUCAAUUUGAUGCACCACCUUUACCUGAUUUCCCUCUAGCACAAGAUUUGUGUAUAAGACUCUUACAAUGGGAUCCAAAGAAGAGAAUACAAUCCUGUCAGCAGGCAUUGAAACAUCCAUGGUUGAUAGAUUCUUUUAAAUAUAAUCCAAUAGGACCAAUAUAUAAACAAAUUCUGUGUAAUAUAGAUAUAAAAGAAAAGUUGAACAAGAAAAAUACAGAUAAAAAUAUAAAGGAGAUAGAAGAUAUGGAAAAAUUGGAUACAUAG
This is a messenger RNA of Cryptosporidium ubiquitum, 1554 nucleotides long. RefSeq names its product protein kinase. The coding region runs from base 1 to 1554 and encodes 517 amino acids. Gene Ontology annotation, biological process: mitotic DNA damage checkpoint signaling; protein phosphorylation. Gene Ontology annotation, cellular component: nucleus. Lineage: Eukaryota; Apicomplexa; Conoidasida; Eucoccidiorida; Cryptosporidiidae. Gene Ontology annotation, molecular function: ATP binding; protein serine/threonine kinase activity. The transcript has a single exon. The record is from RefSeq and is a predicted model, not a curated record.